UGGGGUUGAUGGGGGAGGGGAAUAGCCUUCUCUUCCGCUGUAGGCAGUGAUGGUUGAGAUUACCUUGCUAUGUUUUACGGCCAAUAACUUAUCUUGAAUGAGGGCAACAGAGACCGCAAGCCGGUGGAUGGAAAUCCUGAUUGAUUGCACAGGCUGAAUUCAAGGUGCAGACAUCGGGCUAGAGAAGAGACCUUGAGAAACACCCCAACGGGAUAUGUGUCCUUCGAUAGGUCCUCGACUCGGCUUGUCUAAUUGGGGUCUCGCACGAGACAAGGAAACGAGGAAAGUGGCCGAAUGUUCAAUAGUCGUUGGUAGCUGUCAGCCAGUGGAGUCACCCCAAUGGCAUCAGUGCCGGCCGUGGGACUCGCUAAACAGUGAGUAUGAGUUGGUCACCAAGAGGUGUUGCUUCAUACUCCAGGGAGAUUAUCUUCAGGCGUAUGCCAAAAAGAAUAGGCGAAUGUGCAGCGAGCCCAAAAAAAAAACGGUUGGGUCAAGAUUGAUAUCUCUUCGGGACCUUACCUAGAGAAUUAAUUUUUCUUUUCUCUUUGCUUUUGGCCUUGGGAUUUGUUUUGGCCAAGCUUAUUGAAAAGACUUGCACUCUCACUCUCACUCAC
Molecule: messenger RNA, 614 nt
Organism: Aspergillus japonicus CBS 114.51
Lineage: Eukaryota; Fungi; Ascomycota; Eurotiomycetes; Eurotiales; Aspergillaceae
Exons: 1
Coding region: 215-523 (102 amino acids)
Source: RefSeq, a predicted model, not a curated record